Messenger RNA from Carica papaya (papaya), 2703 nucleotides. The record is from RefSeq and is a predicted model, not a curated record. Lineage: Eukaryota; Viridiplantae; Streptophyta; Magnoliopsida; Brassicales; Caricaceae.
GGAAAUCCAUUUAUGCUUUUUCCAAACACAGAGAGUGAGAGAGAGAGAGAGAGAGAGAGAACCAGAGAAAUAGAGAAAAGAACAGACAAAAGAGAGAGAGAGAGAGAGAGAGAGAGAGAGAGAGAGAGAGAAAGAGAGGGGAUGUGUACUAUUACUUGGGAAGAUAAAGAGAUAUAGUAACUUGACAAAGCGCCGGUGGAAAAACCAACCCCAUUAAUACUCACUAGUGUACCCUCGUAUAGCCAGCCGUUAACCUUCACCGGGAAACCACUUCUUCUCUUCUCCCUCUCGUGGUUUCCCGUUAAAAAACAAUAACCAUGCCGGAAACCGGUAUCUCCCGCUUCACAGGAAACCUAGACCCUAGAGCAAGAGAGUUCAGGCCCAGAAACCCUACUAAUCCCUCCCAAUUUCCCUUACUUAGACCACCUCAACUUUUCUAUCCGUACACCGGCCCUCCUCCACCUCCACCUCCACCUCCACCUCCACCUCCACCUCCACCUCCACCUCCCCUCUACUCACCAAACGACUUGCAAGGUGCGCCGUUUUGCGAUGUUAGCGUAGCUUACCCUCACCAGUAUGCUACACACCCCGUGGCGUACGUUAGCGGCCAGGCUACAGCGGUCCCGCAAUUCCCACACGCAUCUCUGGCUCCGACGAGAACGCUGGUGCUGAGCUGGGUGGCGAGUGACGUGAGCGAGUCAACGGUGAGGAGGGAAUUGGAAGUGUACGGGGCGGUGAGAGGGGUUCAGAUGGAGAGAGUAAGAGAUGGAAUCGUGACCGUCCAUUUCUAUGACCUGAGACAUGCGGAGAGAGCGUUGAAGGACAUACGGGAGCAGCACAUGCAGCAGCAGACCAGACUCAGGAACCAUUACAUGGGUUUGGCGAUGCACAGUGCGCGUGGACUCGUCGCCGGUCAUGCGGUGUGGGCCCAGUUCAUUAUCCCGGCGAGUAAUGCUAUUUUGUUCUUGUCUCGCUCCAUUGCCUUUCUCUCUCUCUCUCUCUCUCUCUCUCUCUCUCUUUUCUUCUUUAUCUGGGUUUUGAUGACUGAAAAAUUUAUGCUUCCAGGUCCCGUGAAGGAGCUGAGAGAGACGCCUUUCAAGAAACACCAAAAAUUUGUGGAGUUUUAUGAUAUCAGAGAUGCUGCAAAGGCUCUUAAAGAAAUGAAUGGAAAAGAAAUUCAUGGCAGGCAAGUUGUCAUUGAAUUCAGUCGACCCGGCGGCUAUGGUAGAAAGUUCUUUAACGCUAACACCACCACCCCUAUCACUCCUUGCACAAACAACAAUCCAAUCUUCAACCCCGUUCACCCUACACGACAUUCCAGAUAUCCGCCGCCGCCGCCACCACCUCCGCCGCCUCCAUUGCCUCGAAAGUUUUCUGGUCGUUCUUUCUCUGGUUUGUCUUCUCGUUCUUACGUCUCCCAGAUCCAACCUGGGUUGAGGAAAGUAUCGAAUCUCAAUAAGGCAAGCCCUACAGGAAAUGACAGCAUAAACAAGGGUUCCACUGAAGCUCCAAUAGUUUCCUUGUCAAAUGAAGAGAAGGUUGCAUGUGGGGCUCCAAGGAAGAGUUUAAAGAAGAGUCAAACCUGUCAGUCAUCAAAGCAGCAGCAGUCUAGGAGUAUUAGGCCAUGGAAGAGUAAACAAAUGAAGAAGUUCGAUACUCGUUUUCUUAUAAACGAAGAUGCCAUGGUGGAAGCAAAUUGCAAAGAUUCCCGGACCACUGUCAUGAUCAAGAACAUACCGAAUAAGUACAGUCAGAAGCUGUUGCUGAACAUGCUUGACAACCACUGCAUUCACUGCAACGAGCAGAUUUCUGCUCAAGGCGAUGACCAGCCCUUGUCUUCCUACGAUUUCGUAUACCUUCCCAUUGAUUUCAACAACAAGUGCAAUGUGGGAUAUGGGUUUGUGAACAUGACGUCGCCGCAGGCGACAUGGAGGUUGUACAAGGCAUUCCAUCUUCAGCAUUGGGAGGUUUUCAACUCCAGGAAGAUCUGUGAGGUCACGUAUGCAAGAGUUCAGGGAUUGGAAGCAUUGAAGGAGCAUUUUAAGAACUCAAAGUUCCCAUGUGAAAUGGAGCACUACCUGCCAGUAGUGUUUGCACCACCUCGAGAUGGGAGGCAACUGAGCGAGCCGCUUCCGAUCGUUGGUCAGAAGCAACAGCAGCAGCUACCUUCGAAUCCCACUGACCACCCAUUAGAGAAUGGAAACGAAUCUGAGGAAUAUGCGGUGAGUUGUGGGAGCGGCAGCUGUAACAGCAGCAGCAGUGUAAACGACGGCUAUGGUGAUAAUGAGGAUGAGAAAGAUGGUAACAGCGUGGUGGCGUGAAAGAAGGUUAUGUGGCUGUAGAUGGACGAUACUCGUUAUCUUCUGAGAAAUGGGAAGACAUAUAUAUAUGCUGCAUACACACAUCACAAUUAAUAUAUAUAUAUAUAUGUGUAUGUAUGUAUGUACAAGCAUAAAACUUUUGGUGCAACCAAGGCAGAUGUGUCCAUCAGUAGUGCAGAUAUAGCUGCAACCACCCAAUGGCUGGUUGUCGAGCACCGAGCCUCCCCUCCAUGUAGCUAGCUGUGCCUGACCCACCCAUCAAACUCACCCACUGUCAUUCCAUAGCUAGCUCACCACCAUUACCGCCACCUCCACCACCUACUCAUUUACUCUGUUUUGUACUUUUUUAAUCUGAAAAAGAAAAUGCCCCUUAAUUUUUUUU